Messenger RNA from Solanum dulcamara, 3076 nucleotides. RefSeq lists its product as uncharacterized. The coding region runs from base 215 to 2218 and encodes 667 amino acids. Gene Ontology annotation, molecular function: protein binding; RNA cap trimethylguanosine synthase activity. The record is from RefSeq and is a predicted model, not a curated record. The transcript is spliced from 10 exons. Gene Ontology annotation, biological process: 7-methylguanosine cap hypermethylation; 7-methylguanosine RNA capping. NCBI's taxonomy places the organism in Eukaryota, Viridiplantae, Streptophyta, Magnoliopsida, Solanales, Solanaceae. Gene Ontology annotation, cellular component: nucleus.
CUCAAAAAAAUAGCGGCUGGGGAUUCAAACGGGUCGGACCGCCGCCAUUUCCAAGUUUUUCCUGCAAAUUCCACGUUUCGACUGUCUUAGUUGAAGCUUUCCCUAUAAAUCAGCGGCGUUUCAACUUCAAAAACGACCCGAACCCGUUUAUCUUCCUUCUUCUUUGAAUCGACUGAACUGACUUCCUACAGUAAGUAGUUUUUUUUUUAAUUUAAUGGAAACAAUGGGAGCCGUAAAGCUUCACGAAGAAGAAGAAGAAGUAGAUUCAGCAAUUGCAGCUCUCGGCUCUCUGUUCAAGCUUACUGAAGUUCAUCUUUCAGAUUAUUCGCAAGAAGGGAAGCUUUUGUUGGAAUCUGCGAACACUGACGUCUACAAAAAUAUUGCAUCCCCAUCAAAUGAGUUUGACUCUUUACCGGAAGAUUUGGAGCUUGCCAGACAAAUGAAUGAAAUGGGCCUUCCCGUUUCAUUCCACACUAACAAGGAGCAGAAAGGAAAUCGAACAGUUAAGGGAAAAAUAAAGGAUGGAAAGAAAAAGAAUCUUUCGACGUGCGAGAAUACUCAGGAUGAAGUGCUAAAUUCAAUACAAGAGCAGAAGGAAGCAUGUGAGUCUAAUGGUACACUGCAUGGCAACUCAAACAAGGCUUCUUCCUGCAUGUCACUUCUUGGCCAAAGUGAAUUCUCAUCCUUCUAUACUGGGGAUGGUGAUGUCCCUUGUCUUAAUGGUGGAGAGGAAGGUUUGAACAAUUUGAGUGUUGGCAGUGCACACACAUCCCUUGAAUACAUUGCUUGCAAUCAGCAAUCGGAUCUUAGUCUGGAUAAUACAAAGGAUACUGUCUCCACAUGUGAAGAAGUUCAAUUGGAAAAAGAUAUUGGAGCAAUGGCUGGCUCAUGUUUGGAAUGUGGAAACCAUGCAGAAAUCUGUCAAAUAAAUUGCAAUGUUGACAGUGGAUGGAUCAGUGGAGAGGCAUUAAAUAGACAUUAUGAGGGAAAUUCCUUGAAUGGAGAGCAGAUGGAGUAUGACUGUAUGGAAUCUCCUUUAUCUGGAGAGCAAGUAGAGUCUAUUGCUAUCCAAACGGCUGAACAUCACACAGAAGAUGGGCUAUUCUGCAAUGACGUUGGUGAAGAGUUAAAUAGUUGUAAUACAACUAAUAAUAAUUGUGAAGGAACUUUUAAUGAUUGGAGGUUGUAUUGGGACAAUGAUUACCAAAGGAACUACUUUUAUAACAUUGUGACUAUGCAAUGUACUUGGGAUCCACCUCCAGGAAUGAACGACCUAGUAUUUACUAAUUUUACCACCAAACAACCAGAAGCGACACUUGAGAUAGUGGAGUUGGAUGAUGCAAAUUUAAAAGAAUCUAAUGAUCUGCAAACUUCUGCAAGUCUACCGUCUGAUCUUGACAUUGCAGACGGAUUUAUAGAAGAUGAUGUAUUGUUGGACAGACAGCUCAAUGAACCAGAGGGAACAGGACAAUUUGCUGACUAUUUGUGUACUCUUAGCUCUACAAAACAGAAAAAGAGAGUCAGAAAAAAGAAAUUCAAAUGGAAGUUGCCAACCGAAGCUCAAGAGCCGGAAUUAUGCAAUAUUAAUGAAGAAAUAUCUCCCAGUUUGAGCAAAUAUUGGUGUCAAAGGUAUCUAUUAUUUAACAAAUAUGAUGAUGGAAUAAAGAUGGACGGAGAAGGAUGGUUCUCAGUUACUCCAGAGGCUAUAGCCAAGCAUCAUGCACUUCGCUGUGGUUCUGGUAUUAUAGUGGAUUUCUUUACUGGAGUCGGUGGGAACUCAAUUCAAUUUGCUAAGAGGAGUAAGCAUGUCAUUGCAAUCGAUAUUGAUCCAAAGAGAAUAGACUUAGCUCAAUAUAAUGCUGCCAUUUAUGGAGUUCGUGACCAGAUAGACUUCAUUAGAGGCGAUUCUUUUGUUUUGGCUCCAAAUUUGAAGGCAGAUGUAGUCUUUAUGUCACCACCUUGGGGGGGACCAGACUAUUUGAAAGAAAGAACAUUUGACAUGAAAACUAUGCUUAGGCCGCAUGAUGGGAACUUCCUCUUCAGCAUUGGCAGGGGAAUUGCCUCCAAAGUUGUUAUGUUCCUCCCAAGAAAUGUUGAUAUCAAUGAAUUGGCAGAAUUGUCACUGUCCGUGAAUCCACCAUGGUCAUUAGAGGUGGAGAAGAAUUACUUAAAUGGAAAAUUGAAAGCCAUUACAGCAUACUUCUGUAAACCCUCCUGAUUAGCUGUGGUCACAUGAAUCUGGUAAUCUCUUUUGCCAAGUGGAAUUAUGGAUACCUUUCUCCGGAGCACAUGGGGUUCGUCUUUGCUGUGGCCUUACUCUAUACUGAUGUAUGUAACCAAAAAGCUAAUAUAUACUUUAUAUGAAGUGGAAUUGGCAGUGAUUGUUGUUAGAUACAGGCGUGUCCAUUGACGUUGGUAUUAGCAGGAAGGUUUAGUAGAACUCUACUAGUUGCUAUCAGGGAUAUGGAAUUCCAGCAAGUGAAUUUUUUAGUUGUCAAUCGCGGAAAGGUGCACGAGUCUUAUCUGUCUAGUUCUGCAGUGUACAUGUAAGGAUCCCUUAUGUAGAGGGUUACAAUGUGUGGCAGUUCCACAGCAUCCAAGGUGGGCCUAUCUGUCCAUAAAGUUGGUGAAAACCAUUGGAGAGAAGGGUUGAUACCAAUAGAGCAAAAAAUGCUAGGUGAUUUCUUCUUAUCCUCCCAAGGUUUGAUGAGCCGAGUUACUAGAUACUUGUAUGAUGGGAGAUAGCAGAUACAAAGUGCAACAAUCUAAGACACAAGCUGGCCCGAACACCAACCAUAAUGCAGCUGGCCGCUGUUGCUUCUGCUGCGAAUUGGGAUAAGUAUGUUGAAAAUUGAUUUGACAGAUUAGACUUUGAAGGUGGAGAAAUGAUUCUACUGUGUGUUUUGAUGAUGGUGGUGAGAUGCCAUUUGGAUUUGACUAUGUAGAAAUUGUUAUACAGCAACUUACAUCUUGUAAUUUUACUACUCUAUGUUAUCGACUUAUCUUAAUAUUGAAAACUAAUAUUUUGUAAUAUUGUGCACAAUUUUGUAAUGUUCAAAUGUUUCUUUCUUUUCUA